GCAGCUCUGCUGUGCUGGCUCCGUGCCACGGCCAGCCCCAGCCUCAGCACCCUUGGGUGCUCCCGGAGCCUCCCUCCGACAUCAGGCUCAGCCCACGGGAGGGCUUGGUUAGAUGGAGAAACAUCCCCUCGCGUGUCUGACGUGAGCUAAUUAUGCCUGAGCCGCACCAAGCCCCUGGAAUCCCCUCCAAACCCAGCCCUCGUGUUGCGAGGGGGGCAACCACCCACCCCCGGUCCAGAGUGAUUUCAUCUGUGAUUAGGCAAAAUGUAUUAAUAACAUCCCCCGCUGCGUGUCGCCGGGGGGGCGGGAGGUGGAGCUGGGGCAGGAUAAGAGCCAGGGCUCGGCGGGGACCGGGGCAAACCCCCAGCUGCCACCCCUGCACCCCGAGAGCCUCAGGGGGACGAGGACCCGCUGGAAAUGGCUGCGCUGUGCCGCAGGGUGCUGCUGCCCGUCCUGCUGCUGCCCUGGGUGAGCACCGGGCAGGGGCUGAGCCUCCCGUGGGACCCGGCGGUGCCCGACGCACCGGCACGCUUCCCCUGGGACGGGGGCGAGCCGGCUGCCUGGGAAAACAUGGGCACCAAGGGGCUGCUGCAGGGUCUCCCCAAAAGAAGCGACCACAACUCCGUGGAAGGCUCCGAGCCGGACCAAGCCACCCUGCUGCUAGAGGAGUCCAUGAGAAAAGCCUUCCCCUGGCUGGCGAGCCCCGGGGCCGGCGGGCACGCGCCGGUAAAAAAGAGCAGCGCGGCGAAAAAGGUGUCCCUGUCCCUCGACGUCCCCACGCACAUCCUGAAAAUCCUGCUCGACCUGGCCAGGGAGAAGGAGCUGCAAGCCAAGGCGGCCGCCAACGCCGAGCUGAUGGCCCGCAUCGGGCGCAGGAGGUGACGGCCCAGCCUCCCGGAGAGCACCCGCGGCACCGGUGGCCGUCCCCGUGCCGGCACCAACCCCAGCCCCAACCUCAGAGCAAACUCAUCCCCGGGACGUGCUGCCUGGGGGGCUGGCGGUGAGCAAGCAGCAGCCAUGGAGGGGGUGCGUUAAUGACCCCAAAAUCGGGGAAAGGAGCAGCCGGGGCUGGCACCCCCACGCCGGGCGAGGUGGCCUCCUCGUCCCCAUGCCACCGCUGCUGGCGUGCCCCGAAAGGACACAUCCGCACCACGGACACACGGGUUUUCCAUGUACCUUCUGUCUGUACACCUACAGUGCUUUUCUAUCCCAUAAAACCCUCCCCAAAC
Molecule: messenger RNA, 1229 nt
Organism: Cygnus olor (mute swan)
Lineage: Eukaryota; Metazoa; Chordata; Aves; Anseriformes; Anatidae
Gene: UCN3
Product: urocortin 3
Exons: 2
Coding region: 418-882 (154 amino acids)
Biological process (GO): adenylate cyclase-activating G protein-coupled receptor signaling pathway; hormone-mediated signaling pathway; digestion
Cellular component (GO): extracellular region
Molecular function (GO): corticotropin-releasing hormone receptor 2 binding; hormone activity
Source: RefSeq, a predicted model, not a curated record